AUGGAGGAGCCGCUCCCGGCGGGGGGCGCGGGCGGGGACGGCCCCUGCGCGCUGCUGCCGGCCGCGGCGCUGGCCCUGGACGGGGACGAGGACGACCUGGAGCUGUUCAGCAAGGAUGCCUCCCUGAUGGACAUGAACUCUCUGAGCCCCACCAUGCCCACGUCCCCCUUGUCGAUGAUCAACCAGGUCAAGUUCGAGGACGAGCCGGACCUGAAGGAUCUCUUCAUCACGGUGGACGACCCCGAGAGCCACGUCACCACCCUGGAGACCUUCGUCACGUACAGGGUGGCCACCCAGACGUCCCGCGGGGAGUUCGACGCCAGCGAGUUUGCGGUGCGGCGGCGGUACCAGGACUUCCUGUGGCUGAAGGGGAGGCUGGAGGAGGCCCACCCCACGCUGAUCGUCCCGCCGCUGCCGGAGAAGUUCGUGGUGAAGGGCAUGGUGGAGCGCUUCAACGACAGCUUCAUCGAGACGCGCCGGCGGGCCCUGAGCACGUUCCUCACCCGGAUCGCCGACCACCCGACCCUCACCUUCAGCGAGGACUUCAAGGUCUUCCUCACCGCGCCCGACGGGGAGCUGUCGGCGCACAAGAGGCAGGGCCCGGGGCUGCUGAGCAAGGUGGGCCAGACGGUGCGGGCGGCCGCCCUGGCCCUGCGGGGAGUGCGGGGCCGCCCCGCGGAGUUCGAGGCGAUGAGCGGCUUCCUGGAGGCCUUCAGCCAGAAGGUGGGGCUCCUCCACAAGGUCUCCCAGCGGAUCUGCAAGGAGGAGCGCGAGUACGUGGACGAGAUGAAGGAGCUCGGCCCCAUCCACGCCCUGUGGGCGGAGCUGGAGGAGGACCUGGCGGACACACUGCAGGGCGUGGCCGGCUGCCUGGACCGGUGCUGCCAGGCCACCGAGCGGCGCCUGCGUGGCCUGGCGGAGGCCCUGCUGCCCGUCGUGCACGAGUACGUGCUCUACGGCGAGAUGCUGAUGGGCGUCAUGAAGCGGAGGGACCACAUCCAGGCGGAGCUGGAGUCCAAGGCGGAAGCGUUGACCUACAAGAAGGCGGACACGGAGCUGCUCCGGGAGGAGGUGGGGAAGCUGGAGGACAAGCUGGAGUGCGCCAACACCGCGCUGAGGGCCGACUGGGAGCGCUGGAGGCAGAACAUGCGCCACGACCUCACGUCCGCGUUCACGGCCACGGCCGAGAGGAACGUCCGCUACUACGAGCAGUGCCUUGCCACGUGGGAAUCCUUCCUGGCCGCACAGAGCGACCUCUACGCCAAAGAGCCCCCUGAGGACAAGCCUUAG
This is a messenger RNA of Pipistrellus nathusii (Nathusius's pipistrelle), 1290 nucleotides long. Lineage: Eukaryota; Metazoa; Chordata; Mammalia; Chiroptera; Vespertilionidae. The record is from the annotation of a GenBank genome assembly.